Messenger RNA from Nyctereutes procyonoides (raccoon dog), 1369 nucleotides. RefSeq names its product C-type lectin domain family 4 member G (gene CLEC4G). The record is from RefSeq and is a predicted model, not a curated record. Bases 73 to 981 code for a protein of 302 amino acids. NCBI's taxonomy places the organism in Eukaryota, Metazoa, Chordata, Mammalia, Carnivora, Canidae. The transcript has 9 exons.
GGAACUGAGAGGAAGGCUAUGGGAAGGAAGGAAAAGAGAAGGCGGGACUGAGAGGAGGCUACAUUUCUAUCUAUGCCCCGGGCUGGGCGCCUGCUCACCAUGGACACUGCCGGGUACAGCAAGUGGGGCGGCGGGCUCGAGGAUGUCCCUGGAGGGUGCUGGGGACGCUGGGGACGCUGGGGACAGAGACUCCUCUUCCUGGGCCUGGUUCUGGCAGUGGCCACAGUCCUGUGGGCUCUCAUCCUGAACAUCCUCGUUUCUAAGGCCUCCACAGAGCGACGGGCGCUGCUUGGCCACCAGGAUCUGCUGAGGACGAACGCCUCGGAGCAGUCGGAGGCGCUGGGGGCUUUGAACCGGGAGGUCCGAGCCUGCAACACCUGCUGCUUGGGGACCCAGAAGCUGCUGCAGAGAGCACGCACCGAGCUCGGGGAGGCGCAGGCGAAGCUGAUCCAGCAAGAGAGUGCCCUGAAAGAACUGAGCGAUCGCGUGACCCAGAGCUUGGCCGAGGCGGGCAGGGACCGCGAGGGCAUCCGAACCGAGCUGUUCAGGGCUCUGGAGGCCGUCCGGCAGGGGAACAGCUCCUGCGAGGAGUGCCCCGAAUCCUGGCUGCCCUUCCAGGGCUCCUGCUACCUUUUCUCCGUCCAGCGGGCCACCUGGGAGGCGUCGCAGCAGAACUGCGCAGCCGCAGGCGCACACCUGGUGAUUGUAGGGGACCUGGAGGAGCAGGGCUUCCUGAGUCGGAAUACACGUGGCCGUGGUUUCUGGCUGGGCCUGCGGGCCGUGCGCCGCGCGGGCAAGAUCCAGGGCUACCAGUGGAUAGACGGAGUCCCGCUCAGCUUCAGCCAGUGGAACACGGGAGAGCCCAAUGACUCUAUGGGGCGCGAGGACUGCGCUAUGAUGCUACGCACCGGGAUGUGGAAUGACGCACCGUGCGAAAACGAGAAGGACAACUGGAUCUGUGAGAAGAGGCGCAGCUGCUGACCCCGCCCGGUGCCCACCAGCCGUACCCACAGCCUGCGGGUCGGGGGGCCAUCCGCGACUGCCGCCUGGGCUGUUCACCGUCCUGGCGCCGCCCACCACCAGAACUACUAAGAGCCGUCCACCCAACCCAGGCAGGUGCGGGCGCUGGGACCUCCACUCCAACCUCACCGCAAGCCCUCACACAGACAACCUAGCCUCCACCCCCACCCAAAUCCCGGCUCCUGGGCCGGUCCCUGGGCCCCACCUCCCUCCCUAACCAAAGCAAGGCAACUCAAGCAUGGAGCUGGUUUUCUCGCAUUCUCCCCCAGACUGGGAGCCCUCACAGAUAGGGGUUUUGUGAGCUGUCUUCGCAACCCUAGGAAGCAUCAAUAAAUGCUUGAGAAAUGAA